CUAGGGAUCGCUGUCACGGACUGACAGGUCGCUCCCACCCGGUGUAGCCGUUAGCUCGGCGGUACUUUCUGCUGCUGCCUUGUCUUGGAAUGCUUUAGCGGCAGAGAGCGAAGCGAAAACUGAGAUGCGAGAACAAUAAAACUCCAAGUUGGCUUCGUUCAAAAAGGAAAAUAACAACAACCAAAUCACUCCGGUUGGAAAGAAAGAGGGAGAAGCUGAGUGAGAAGGGAAGAAGAGAGCAGCAGAGCGGCCAUGGACCACCAGCGGCAGAGGACUCUGUCCACUUCAGGAGAAUCACUCUACGUUGUCCUCGGAAUCGACAAGAACGCCACAACAGAGGACAUCAAGAAAUGUUACAGAAAACUGGCGCUGAAGUUUCACCCCGACAAAAACCCGGACAACCCGGACGCGGCUGAAAAGUUUAAAGAAAUAAACAACGCUCACUCCAUCCUGGUGGAUCCCACCAAGAAGAACAUCUACGACAAGUACGGCUCCCUGGGCCUCUACGUGGCGGAGCAGUUCGGAGAGGAGAACGUCAACACCUACUUCGUUCUGUCCAGCUGGUGGGCCAAGGCUUUGUUCGCCUUCUGUUGCCUGGCAACAGGUUGCUACUGCUGCUGUUGCCUGUGCUGCUGCUGUAACUGCUGCUGCGGUAAAUGUAAACCCCGGCCGCCAAUGGACCAGGAGCCCGAGUUCUACGUGUCCCCUGAGGACCUGGAGGCCCAGAUGACUGCAGAUGAGAGAGACGGCAGCGAUCCCAUCGUCAUGCAGCCGUCAUCAGCCACAGAAACCACCCAGCUCACCUCUGAAGCGCACCAAAGCUACAAAACCGACUCCUACUAGACACACACACACACACACACACACACAGCAGAAAGAGGCUGCUAGGGCUGGGAUAUCAUUAAUAUUUGUCCUACACAUCAGUAUCGGGUGGAUUUAGCUGCACCAACUUUAACCCACUCCCUCGUCUUCCUAAAGACGCUGAAGCUUUUUGGCCAAACUUUUGCCGCUGUUUCAGUUGUGUUGCUUUGAGCUUUGUGUUCAAAUCUCUGUUAAAAUAUCACAUUUUUGUGGCACUAAAAAUUAAACUGCAGUUGAAAUUAAUAAACUUGUUUGGAAUAUAGAAUAAUUUAAAAAAUGGACUGGCAAAAUUUUGCCAAAUCAACCCUAAAAGUUGCCAAAAGUUGACCGUGUCUAGUUGCUCAACGCCGUUUUGAAAACGUUUAUUUUCUGCACCACGUGUUUGUGGGUUUUUGUACCGUUUGAGUGUGUUGCUCUUUCAGCUCUUGGCCUUUUUUUGAGUCUGUCUGCGAUUCAGCAAUUACUACAUUAAUCCAAUAAUCGAUUAAUGGUGAUUAAUUUGAUUUAUUGCCUUUGCUAUCAUCAUAAUCUGGAGAGGGUGUUGCUCCAUUUAACACUUAGUUGAUUUCUAAAAUAGAUUAUUGCUAUAAUCGAUUGAUUAAUUUGAUUAAUUGUGUCAGCCAAUCAUGGUCAUCAGCUGUUGUUCCAGUUACACUGUAUACUUCCUAACGAUUAAUCCAUUACUCAGUUGACGAAUAUUCAAUUAUCGAUUAAUCAUUCUGGCUCUAAAAUGCUGGACUUUAUAUUUGAGUAAAUUAUGUUAACUAAAUCUUUAAUAUUUUUAACGGAGCCUUUCUGAACUGCACCUUUUUAUUUUCUUCACACUAACAGAAUGUGCUCAGAAAAACUGACAUUUUUAUUUAAAUUUUAAAUUAAAACUAAAUAAAAGCCAGAUCUGAAAGGAUAUUUAGGAAAUCCAGCAUUAGUUUCCGAGCCGCUCUGAUGUUUCUCAGCAGAUCGGGAUAUUUUAACAGAGAAAAGCUUCAGAUUUUAUUUGUCUCCACUGUGUGUAAAGAUGCAACCCAGCCCUAACAGCAGCUCAUACACACACACACACACACUCACAUCCCUGCCAGUUUUCCACUUCCUCUCUUUUUCAACCUCAUCCUGCAGAUGAAAGUAGACGUGAGCGCUCCGUGUUUUUUAAACUUUCAGGUAUGAAGUUAGGGGAAGAAUAGGGACAGUAGCAAAUUAAUCAUUUGUUCCAGUAGCUUUAAUUAUAUCAGCCAUGACCCAUCAGAACAAAAUCAGCUGUAAAAAUUGAAUUUUUCCCUUAACAAAACUACUUUAAUAGAGAUGAAAUAUCUAACUUUAUGCAAUAACGUUUAACAGUUUUAUUUAAAAAAGUGGUUUUCUUUGAAGAUGGGAAAUUAUUCCACCUAAUUUGAAUAAUUAAUAAUAAUUUAAUGUCUGUAUAAUCACCAGCAUUACUUUGAAUGCCAGACUAUUCUUCCUGAAUCUACAAAAACAAAUUAUGGAAACUUUCCAGUUUAGUGAUGGGAUUAUGUCUGUCCCAUCAGAUUUAAGAACCAUUUUGAUUUGGGUUUUCUGUUUGAUCACAGCCGAUUCUUCCUCUUCUCCAUUUCUUUUUCUUCCUCAUAUGAAGGCUUGUUCAGUGUUGAAAACAGAGGCCACAGAAACUCUGCUGGUUUCAACCGGCCUCUUUGUUAUUGUAAAAUAGCUCUAGAACAGUAAAUAAGCGCCCUCUAGCGGCCAUCGGUGUGAAUUUAUACACUGAUUUGACCCGGUUUUUUUAGUUUUUGUUUUGUGAAAUGGUAAAAAUGCUGUACAUGUUGUGUAAAGUUACUGUAGAUUUUACUGUAUUUUUGUUUGUUUUCUUGUCUGCAUCUGUAUUUGCUUUCUCCUUGUUUUUGUUUUCCUUGUUUAUGUUGUUCAUGAAGGGAUGAUACUGAUAUCCAAAGUCUUAUUUAAUUGUAUUUUCGUAGAAAAGCAGUUUACAACAAUCAAUCUCAUUAAGCGAGAUUUAUUUAUCCUACAUAAACCUUUACGCAAACCGAAUCAAUUUUAUAAAACCGGGUGUUUUUUCACUUUGAUUC
Poecilia latipinna (sailfin molly) is the source of this 2918-nucleotide messenger RNA. Its product is annotated as dnaJ homolog subfamily C member 5-like. Gene Ontology annotation, biological process: regulation of synaptic vesicle cycle. Bases 253 to 843 code for a protein of 196 amino acids. The record is from RefSeq and is a predicted model, not a curated record. The transcript has 5 exons. Gene Ontology annotation, cellular component: presynapse; membrane; intracellular membrane-bounded organelle. NCBI's taxonomy places the organism in Eukaryota, Metazoa, Chordata, Actinopteri, Cyprinodontiformes, Poeciliidae.